This is a messenger RNA of Physcomitrium patens, 1569 nucleotides long. The record is from RefSeq and is a predicted model, not a curated record. NCBI's taxonomy places the organism in Eukaryota, Viridiplantae, Streptophyta, Bryopsida, Funariales, Funariaceae.
AUGGCGGAGCCCAAAUUGCUCGCCGAGGCUCUCAAUGCGGUACUGCGAGCAUCACAAUUGCCCGAUGACAGAAAAAGCCUCGUAGUCGGCGAUGAUUUCAACAACGGUCUCGAUCUCGGCGCGCUUUUGUGCUCUUUGCACUCUACCGGUUUCCAAGCCGCGCACCUGGGUCAGCUGGACUGGCGGUUGAGUGAUGAAACUAUAGAUGAAGACAAUAAUAAUGAUCAUAGAGAUCCAGAGUAUCAGAAAGGAAUGAAGUGCAAAAAUUUCUUGGAAUGUACUUCCAAUCUCAUUUCAUCUGGAGCUCGUGAAACCAUUAGCUUUCUCAUUGAGCACAAAUUGGUAGAUGUGCUGGUUACUACAGCAGGUGGAGUUGAGGAUCUUAUCAAGUGCCUAGCACCAACUUACAUGGGCGAUUUUGCUAUGAAAGGGGCUCAGCUUCGUUCUACAGGUCUAAGUGGUAUCGGAAAUUUGUUGGUGCCUAAUGACAAUUAUUUCAAAUUUGAGGAUUGGGUUGUACCCAUUCUCGACCAACUUUUAGUCGAGCAGAAAAAUGAGGGUAAAUUGUGGACUUCAUCAAAAGUCAUAGCCAGACUUGGUAAGGAGAUCAGUUAUCCAGACUCCAUAUGCUACUGGGCACAAAGGCGUGCUACUCUUAAAAAUGAACAGUUUGUUGAGAUGCUGAUACGUUGUGAAAGUACUACACCUACAUAUUGUCCUGCACUUACUGAUGGUUCGAUAGGGGAUAAGAUCUACUUCCACUCUUUUCACAAUCCGGGCCUUGUCAUAGACAUUAUUCAAGAUAUCGGAGGGAUGAAUGGUGAAGCUGUGUAUGCUUCGCUUUCUAAAACGGGAGUUAUCAUCCUGGGGGGUGGCCUUCCAAAGCACCACAUUUGCAAUGCAAACUUGAUGCGGAAUGGGGCAGACUUCGCUGUCUUCAUCUAUACAGCCCAAGAGUAUGAUGGUAGUGACUCGGGAGCACGACCUGAUGAAGCAGUUUCAUGGGGAAAGAUUCGUGGCAAUGCCGAUUCUAUCAAGGUUAACUGGUUUUACACUGAACUACAUUCAUUCAUUAUUCUCCCACAAGUCUUUUCUUUAUUAUUAUCAACAUCAUCAUAAUUGUUAUGUUAAUUUUCACUUACGCCUUUUGGAUUUCCUCCUGAGACUUGGGCAAUGUUUUUGGACGGUUUUGAAUUUCGGGUUCACUGUGACGCUACGAUAACAUUUCCCCUUCUGGUAUCCCAAACAUUUGCUCCUAGGGUGAAGACGGAGGGAUAUACGAGGGAUAGAGCUGACUCAAAUUGAUGAAUUCCAGAGCGCACAUAAAGAUGCGUUUUUUGGACGAUUCUUGUUAUACCUGGAGUAGGAAGAGAUAUCGCAACAAAAGUUAUAAUGCGAUGCAUUUUUUGGACAUGUACAGUGCCAGAGUUACAUUGUUAGAGCUAAUUUAUGUAGGACAUCUUACCAUUUGAACCUUCCCACUUUUGAGCACGUCUCCUAUAAUUUAUUUAUAACAUUCUUUUUGUCGCCGAAUUUUGGACCUUGAAAUAUUGGAAUUUUGUUAACUUU